Molecule: messenger RNA, 5967 nt
Organism: Vollenhovia emeryi
Lineage: Eukaryota; Metazoa; Arthropoda; Insecta; Hymenoptera; Formicidae
Gene: bif
Exons: 5
Coding region: 1-3492 (1163 amino acids)
Biological process (GO): neuronal signal transduction; chemotaxis
Cellular component (GO): rough endoplasmic reticulum membrane; nuclear membrane
Molecular function (GO): microtubule binding
Source: RefSeq, a predicted model, not a curated record
AUGGCUACCGCCGGCAACGAGGCGAGCGGUAACAGCAGCGGCGGCGGCAGCGGCGGCGGCAACGUGCCGCAAUGGAAGCGCGACCUGAUACAGCGUCGCCGUCAGCAGAGCAAGGUCUUGGCGAACAACGGCGCGAGCGUCAAGCUGUGCAGCGCGAUGAUAGGCACGUCGUCGUCGUCGGUAACAUCGGCGCCCGACGGCGCCGCCAGCGAACAGAGCGGGCUCCGCGCGACACGCUCGGCGCCGAGCGGCGGGAACAACACCGCGCCGCCGUCCGGUGGCGCCACCUCCGCUUCGCCGCCGGUGGCGGCAACGGCCGCCGAUUUCGCGUCGCCAGUCGCGUACAACAUGCGCCUCGAGGUGGACCUGUCGCUCUGCUCGGACGCGGAGGAUGUUGUGAACGGCGCGGCGACGGCUAAAUUCGCGGACGUCCCGUCGGAGCGGAAGCUGCCGGAGUACUUGGGCGAGGAGAGCGAGGAGGCGCGAGCGACCGCGAGGAUGAGCGAGGGCGGCGAGACGCGGCCGGCCGCCCCGGCCGGCAGACGCGCAAGGGAGACAUCGUUCGAUUCGAGGGCGCCGGGGGGCCCGCUGUCGCGCGUCGCGCCACCGAGUCGCGCCUCCAACGAGGACGCGGAGAGCGACAGCUCCGAGGAGCUGCAGUACGGCCCGGGGAUCGUCAACAAGCUCAGGUGCAAGUACCUUAACCUCACUCUGCGCGAGACGAACAAGAGCCGCGCGUCGGUGCAGCGGUUCCGGCGCGCGGCCAGCCUCGAGGAUCUCUUGGACCGAGACGACGACGAGGCGUCCAGUCACGAGAAGACCACUGCCGGCAGGAAGUACACGAGGCGGAGCGGCGGUGGCGGCGGCGGCGGCGGCGGCAGCAGCGGCACCGUCGCCGCUCCAAAGACCGACAGGUACCGAAACGCCUCCAGGGGCAACGACUCGAUGAAACGGGCGCGCAGCGUCGAGACCUUGAUGAGGUACAACAGCGUGACGGCGGACGAGGCGACGAGCGCGCGCCAGGUUCCGGUCGCCCGGCCGGUGACGAACGGCGUUCGCCAGGAGCCGGUCAACGACCACAUCAUACUCGUGGACCGUACGUCCGUGAAGAUCGAGAGCCGGCUGAGCGAGCUCGACCGGCCCAAGCCGAUCAACAAGCCCAAGAGGAUCAAGCCGGUGCUGGCGGAGACGGAGCGGCCGCCGCCGGAUCUAGUCAAGACCACGAUGAGGAUCUUCGAGAGCUCGGCGAGGAAGCUGAAGCCCAAGGGCGAGGUCGCCGCCAAGGUCGCCACCUUCAAGACCAUCAACGACACGUUCAAGGCGCAGAAGAAGCUCGCGCAGAAGCCGCCGUUGCAGCCGAAACCCUUCGUCAACGGCGGCGCCCGCACAGGCGUCGUCGUCGUCUCCCCGAAGAAGAUCGCGCUGCCGCGCAAGCCGACCGCGGAGCUGAUCGAGACGCAGGACGGCAAGGAGGAGUAUCACAUAGACGGCGUCAUCACGGAGCCGAUCGCGCAGUCGGUGUCCUCGGUGGUCAGCAAGUUCCAGCAGAUCGAGAAGUCGCACUCGUCCUCCCCGUCGCCGGAGCCAUCGAGCUACAAGCUCAAGUUCUCGCCGGCCAACAGCCCGGAGCCGCCGCAGACGUGCAAGCCCAAGUCCGCCGCUCUGGAGAUCGCCAUCAAGUCGCCGCCGGUCACGCCGGUGCUCUCGCCGAGGAUCCUGUCGCCGAGGCUGCAGAGCCCGUCCUCGCCCGUUCGCCCGGGCACGCUGAGCCCCUCGUCCCCCGUCAAGGACCUGAUCCGCGUACAGAUCCCGAGUCCGCUUCACAAACCGCCGCUCCCGCCGAGCCCCGUCAAGGGGGAAUCCUCUGCGAGAACGGAGCCGGAGUCCAAGCUUCUUCGUUUGCAGAUCGAGAAGGAGAUCGUCCCGAGGGCGAGCGCCGAGGGUGCCCGGCAGGCUCGCGUCUCCGAGGAGGAGGAGGAGGAGGACGAUGCCGAUGCAAGGUCGGGCCGCGUCGCGCUCGACGGGGAGAAGAGCGUCGACGAGGAGAUCGUGGACGGGCCGAGGACCAUCUCCAAGACCGCCCUGGACAACAUCGGCAAGGCGGGCACGACGAUGCAGUUCGACUUCGGCGACCGGUCCGCGUGCGACAAGAGUUACUUGCCGGGCGCGAAGCAGAACGGGCAGAAAUCGGCGGACGAGCCCGUGCCGGAGGAGGACCGUUGCGCCAAGACGGAAUGCGGGAGCAAGGUGAGCGCACCUGCCGGCGUUGUGGCCUGCGAGAUAUCGUCGAGGUUGCAGGAGAAGCUCGAGCCUGAGGAGGAGAGCGACGGCAAGGACAUCGAGGAAAGGCAGCUGAUCGUGCCGGAGAGUAAACCCAUUGGCGCCAUCUGCAGCCUGGGCUUGAUCAGGACCGCGACGACCACCGUGACGACGGCGUCGUCGGCAGCGGCGGCGGCGGCGACGUACUCGCAGAGCAACAACGAGACCAAGACUAUACGGUGCCAGCAGAAGAGCGAGUUCUCGCCGCCGCAGAAGCAGAUCGGCAUCAUCCGGCCGCUCGUCUGCACGAAGACGCAGCAUCCGCAGCAGAGUCUGAGCAAUCGUGAGCUCGAGAAGAAUCUGAUCAAUCGGGUCAAGAGCAUCGAGCAGCCGACCAAGGUGGUAGUGAGCCUGAAGAGUGCCGACGAGAUACAACCCGCGAAGAAGACAAGCGCUGGAGGCGGUGGCGGCGGCGGUGGUGGCGGCGGCGGCGGCGGCGGUGGUGGCGGCGGUCUCUGGGACACGAAACCGUGGAAUCAGCAGAACAACACGAUGGUGUUCAACUUCAGCAACCGAAAGGACGUGCCGGAUUACAUAGAGAACGACGGCCUUAUCAUCAGGAGAAAGCGGGAUAAGCCGAAGGUUACUGAUGGUGGCAUUAUAGUGCUCGAUGCUACUUUGGAUGCGUCCACGACCGACGACGCCGAGUGGGAGAUCUCCGGGGGUCCACCGUCGCCCUGCGACGUAUCGUUUCUCAACGACAAUAUUCUCAUCAACGGACGCAGCAACCUCUCGAAGACGCCACGAAAUCAUAAGCAUCGGAUACAGUUCGACGACACCGCCACUCGUACCUUCGAAUACCCCAGCGAGGCGUCGAUCCUCGAGGGCGAGACCAGCUGCGUGGACGGCGAGACCUCUGGUUCCGCGAUCGAGAAGCAGCCUACGCCGAGCAACAACAAGAUCUCCUCAACGACCGGCACGACGACGAGCAUGCCGUCCCUUCUCGGCGGAGGUGGCCUGGCCAAUUACACACCUAGCAAAGUGGACCUGACGUCGGAAGGCUUCGAGCUGGGCAUUACCAGGGCCAUACUAAUGGUUCCCACCCCGACUGCAACAACAACGACAACGGCGACAACCGGGCAAACCGAGAAUGCGAGCGAAGUGGAAUACCUGAGACCGGCUCAAGACGCGGGUGCUUGGGGCUCGGAGACGACCGGCGAUCUUCUUUAUUGAAAAGAAAUGUAGAAUAACGCUUCACCAUCAGUAGCUCAAUGUCCCUCCGCGGCAACAGAACGAACGAACGAACGAAACGAGAAAAGGGUAACAAUAAGUAUUCCUCUUUUUUUUUCUAGCGACGAGAAGAUUGCGAGAUACCAUACAAAUGCAAGAGAAUCAAUAUAUUAUGAUAAAUUUUAAUAAAAGGAAAGAUUUACGACAAAUGCUCAUGUAACCGUACGAAGCGAAUUUUUCAUAGAAAACAGAUUUAGAACGUUCGCGUUCGUGACCGGACGAUAUGUCGGACCACAGAUAAGUCGCAAUUAUCGUUAGAUUAUUAGAUAUUAAAUUAAGCAAACUUUUUUUUUCUAUUACGAAAACGGAAUCAAAAACGCAAUCUCCGCUCAUGAACGCGUCGAAUAUUCAAAACGAAGUUUAUUUAGAUAAUUAAGGACUAACAGUAUCAUUCCAAGCAUACGCAUUUAUUUUGUAUCGUUACGCUAUGUCAAAUCAACGGACUUUUCCUACACGAUGAAUCAUCGAAACUGCCAAGAUACGUUAUAUAGUGCUGCUUUUUUUUAUAAUAGCACUCGCGAAAGGAAGAGCCCGGCGACUGAUACUUCGUUGCUUAGAGGAAAAAAAAGAUAAAAACAGAGCAUAUCAUCUUUCUGGCAUAUUUUAUAAGAUAGAGGUAUAAAUCGACGAGAGAAUCGAGUUUUGUAACCUUUUUGAGAUUACUUUAAUGCUAAGCUGUGAGUGUUGAAGCUGCCAGUAAAAGGCCAGAGUUUUAUGCAAGGUUUUUUUUUGUAGAAAAACAGGCAAACGAUGGAACGUCUUUGAGAUUUAAUUGGAGGGGGAAAAGGUCCGGGGAAAAAGGAACAGCUCGAGUUGUUAGAUUUGUAAACGUUUUUUGCCAAAGUAGAACGUAAGUCUACUUAUUAGUAUUUUUAAUAGUAUAUUUAAUAAUGUAUAUGUACAAUAAGUGUUCCAGUUCGACAAAACUGUAAGAAUUGUAAAUUUCAAGACACACCGUCAUUUGUACCGAAAUGUAUGGCAAAUCAUACUAUGCCUUGCAAAUGCGAAGAUAAGCCAUUACAGCGUAUGCGACUUUUCAUACCGAUUGUGAGUUUGCAUUUACUUUCCAAGCAUCAUAAAUACAUAAAACUAAUAGCUUUCCAGCAUAGGAGUUGCAUAGGAGAAAACGGCGGUUUAAUGUUAAUUAUUAAUUUUAAGGGAAUUGAAUUUUGUAUAUAUACUAAAUUAUUGUGGGUCUCGCAGAGCCAUUCAGGAUAAGUUAAUCGAAUCACGAAAGUUCGAAAAAGAAAUUUAAUUUAAGAUCAGCUUUCUUGUAUGUCUUGUAUUACUUUUGUUCUUUUCUUUUUCAUGUUAAUUUCUUGUAUCUUCUAUAUGUAGCAUCUCGGAUGCGUUACCACGGAUAAUCGAAAGCAUUGUUUUGAAUCGUGUAGGUGUAGGUAUUUAAUAAUGUAUGAUUGUAAAACGAUAUGUAGUCAAUAUGAUUUCACUUGGACAGUGGACUGAUUCAAGCGAAAGAACGCGAUAAAGAGAUAAUUUAUUAGGAUGCAUCAAAAGUAAACUGCUGCUGCGUUUUAUUACGAGUUUCAAAUAUGUUUACUUUAUUUAGAUAAAGGCUGUAUCAGUUCACCGAAUAGUUUGUGAUGUGCCGCAUUGUUUGAAAGACUUGUUCUUGUGUCACAGCGUUGUGUCUUACACUGUGAUAUUUUUUGUUAAUCUUUUAUAGCGUAAAACAUAAUUUCCAAUUAUUUGUCAGACCCAGCAAGUCGUCGAUACUCGUUGCUGCAAUACAUGAAUAUCGCAAGGAGCAAGUCAAAUUGCGUUUGUGCAACAUUCCAAAUUAAAACUGUAUACGUAUAGACUUUCUAAUUUGCUAAUUAAUCGAUCAAUUGUAAUCUUGCUCCAUACAGGAGAGCUGUGUAACAGUUUUGUAAAUUACAGUUGUACAGAAGCGCAGAAUACCACGUUUCGAGUAAACAAUAAUAAUAAGUAAAAACGAUUGUGAGGUAACUAUUGAUAACUGAAGCUUGGAUCUAUAUUAAUUAAUUUAAUUAAGCCCAUCAUUCCGCCGCGGAACAUAGGGACUCGACAAGUUGUCUCCACUUUCUUGCGAGUACUUCGGGAAUCAGAAUUCAGACGGACAGGUGAUAAUGCCUGCUGCAUCCUAGUCUGGUGUCAGGGCUGCUGACUUGAUGGCGACCAGACUCGCCAGUAGUAUGUGUGUGUGGCAGAAUACUCUCGGUGGUUACCACUUCCCUUAGAGAGGUAACGUCCGAAAAAGUCAGCGGUAUUCGUGGAUUUGAACUCGGAUCUUCUCGUUCAUUUGCUAAGCAGCGCACAUUUUUCUGCGCCACGCUCGCCACUGGAUCUAUAUUAUUACCUUCUUAAAUAUGUAAAAGUGUGAUGUAUUGUCUAUGUGUUACAAAAUAUCGAAGUAAUAAAAGAGACAAUUACUCCUUA